UAGACUCCAACAGAUGAUGCCGAAGUCCACACCUUUCUCAGGGUCCAUCAUAUUCCUAUGCAGCCAUUCCUGGAAGUUCAGCUAUUCUACAGAAGUUGCAGCAGCCAUCCACAGUCAGCUUCCUCUUCUCCCUCUCCUUGUUGGUAAGCAGUCUAUUGUGGCUUGCUAGCCAUAAGAAAUGCUUGAUCCGACUAGGGCCUCUCCAUUUCCAGAGAUCCUUCCAAGUCUGCAG
Molecule: messenger RNA, 232 nt
Organism: Linum tenue
Lineage: Eukaryota; Viridiplantae; Streptophyta; Magnoliopsida; Malpighiales; Linaceae
Source: the annotation of a GenBank genome assembly